GUCCACUGAUAACCCAGCUGCCGAGGAACUGAGGAGCAACAGCUCCAAACUUCUCAGCUGUUGACAGGCUUGACUUGCUGAGAACACUGGUUAAAUAUAGCACACGCGAGCUCAGCUCCUCAACAAAGUCAUUGCUCUGACGGUGUUGUGAAGGGAGCAGAAGACGAGAAACCUAAUCUCAGAACCCAACAACACCUAGCAACAGUUGAAAAAACUUUUAAACAAAAGUCUGGGUGGGAGAUACACAGCAGCCUCCAAUUUCUGCUGAUCGGGAUUUCAGGGAGAAGAAGCUGCUUUCCCCCCUGCUCUCUACCCAGUUUCCUGCAUGACUUCAGCUAUUGGCCAGUCCUAGGAAAGAAAGUGGGAAAAGCUUUUUCCUCUGUAUUCUUUCGGGCUGGAUAGUUUUCCAGGACUCCAGUCUCAGGCUGUGGGACAAGCCACUGGGUUCUUCAAAGGAUACGCUACCUCCCUAAGGACGUACCCUUGGUUAGACAAGCUGCCAGUCAGGUGGGAAUGAGAUCCCAAAACCAGGGUGGAGAAAGUCCAUCCAAUGGGCAUGGCUCCUGCCCCAAGUCCUCCAUCAUCAGCAAUGUUGAUGGUAAAAGUCUCUCAGAAGAUACAAAAAAGAAGAACAAAUCAAAUAGAAAGGAGGAUGAUGUCAUGGCUUCAGGAACUGUCAAACGACACCUGAAACCAUCUGGAGACAGUGAACGAAAGAAUAAGAAAUCCUUGGAGUUGUCCAAAGAAGACCUCAUCCAGCUACUCAGUAUAAUGGAAGGGGAGUUGCAGGCCAGAGAAGAUGUGAUCCACAUGCUGAAGACGGAGAAGACCAAGCCUGAGGUUCUGGAGGCUCAUUAUGGGUCUGCGGAGCCGGAGAAAGUGCUGCGAGUCCUGCACCGAGACGCCAUACUAGCCCAGGAGAAGUCUGUAGGGGAGGACGUGUACGAGAAACCCAUCUCAGAGCUGGACAGACUUGAGGAAAAACAGAAGGAAACCUACAGGCGCAUGCUAGAGCAGCUGCUGCUGGCGGAGAAGUGUCACCGGCGCACAGUGUAUGAGCUGGAGAACGAAAAGCACAAGCACACGGACUACAUGAACAAGAGCGACGACUUCACCAACCUGCUGGAGCAGGAGCGGGAGAGGUUGAAAAAACUCCUUGAACAAGAAAAGGCUUACCAAGCCCGCAAAGAAAAGGAAAACGCUAAGCGGCUCAACAAACUGAGAGAUGAGCUUGUGAAACUCAAGUCCUUUGCACUCAUGCUGGUGGAUGAAAGGCAAAUGCAUAUUGAGCAACUUGGCCUACAAAGCCAGAAAGUACAGGACCUGACUCAGAAGCUGAGGGAAGAAGAAGAAAAGCUCAAAGCCAUUACUUCCAAAUCCAAAGAAGACAGACAGAAAUUGCUCAAGUUGGAAGUUGAUUUUGAACACAAGGCUUCAAGGUUUUCCCAGGAGCAUGAAGAGAUGAACGCAAAGUUGGUCAAUCAGGAAUCUCACAACAGGCAACUCAGACUCAAGGUGGUGGGUCUGACCCAGAGAAUCGAGGAGCUGGAAGAGACCAACAGAAAUCUGCAGAAGGCGGAGGAAGAGCUUCAGGAACUCAGAGAUAAAAUCGCCAAAGGGGAAUGUGGCAACUCCACCCUCAUGGCGGAAGUGGAAAAUCUACGGAAGCGUGUCCUUGAGAUGGAGGGUAAGGAUGAGGAGAUUACGAAAACUGAAUCCCAGUGCAGGGAACUGAGAAAGAAGCUGCAGGAGGAAGAACACCACAGCCGUGAGCUCAAACUUGAGGUUGAGAAGUUACAGAAGAGAAUGUCUGAACUGGAGAAACUGGAAGAAGCCUUUAGCAAGAGUAAAUCUGAGUGUACCCAGCUGCAUUUAAAUCUGGAGAAAGAAAAGAACUUAACCAAGGACCUGCUCAAUGAACUGGAGGUGGUCAAGAGUCGGGUUAAAGAGCUAGAAUGUUCAGAAAGUAGACUGGAAAAGGCUGAAUUAAGCCUAAAAGAUGAUCUCACCAAGCUGAAGUCAUUUACUGUCAUGCUGGUGGAUGAAAGGAAAAAUAUGAUGGAAAAAAUAAAGCAAGAAGAAAGAAAAGUGGAUGGACUCAAUAAAAAUUUUAAGGUGGAACAAGGAAAGGUUAUGGAUGUAACUGAAAAACUCAUUGAAGAAAGUAAGAAGCUUUUAAAACUGAAAUCUGAAAUGGAGGAAAAGGUAUACAAUUUGACAAAAGAGAGAGAUGAGUUACUUGGGAAACUGAAAAGUGAAGAAGAAAAAUCCUCUGAAUUGAGCUGCAGUGUUGACUUAUUAAAGAAAAGACUUGAUGGGAUAGAGGAAGUGGAAAGAGAAAUAACAAGAGGUCGGUCUCGAAAAGGCCCUGAACUCACCUGCCCAGAAGAUAACAAAAUUAAGGAACUAACCCUCGAAAUUGAGAGACUGAAGAAGCGUCUCCAGCAACUGGAGGUGGUUGAAGGAGAUUUGAUGAAGACAGAGGAUGAGUACGAUCAGCUGGAGCAGAAAUUUAGAACCGAGCAGGACAAGGCAAAUUUCCUGUCUCAACAACUGGAGGAGAUAAAACACCAAAUGGCCAAGAACAAAGCCAUAGAGAAAGGUGAGGCUGUGAGCCAGGAAGCUGAGCUGAGACACAGAUUUCGGCUGGAAGAAGCCAAGAGCCGGGACUUAAAAGCCGAAGUGCAAGCUCUUAAAGAGAAGAUCCAUGAAUUAAUGAACAAGGAAGAUCAGCUUUCUCAGCUCCAGGUGGAUUAUUCCGUCCUUCAACAAAGGUUUAUGGAAGAAGAAAAUAAGAACAAAAACAUGGGGCAGGAGGUCCUGCAUCUGACCAAGGAGCUGGAGCUUUCCAAGCGUUACAGCCGUGCCCUUAGACCCAGUGUGAACGGCAGGAGGAUGGUGGACAUUCCCGUGACAUCCACGGGCGUCCAGACAGAUGCUGUCAGCAGCGAGGCUGCAGAGGAGGAGACACCAGCCGUGUUUAUUCGGAAAUCCUUCCAAGAGGAAAAUCACAUCAUGAGUAACCUUCGACAGGUGGGACUAAAGAAACCCAUGGAACGUUCCUCGGUUCUCGACAGGUAUCCGCCAGCGGCCAACGAGCUCACCAUGCGGAAGUCUUGGAUUCCGUGGAUGAGAAAAAGAGAAAAUGGACCCCCAAUGACUCCAGAGAAAGGACCGCGAACAAACCCCAGUCCAGGGCACCCGGGAGAGCUGGUUCUUUCACCCAAGCAGGGCCAGCCCUUGCACAUCCGAGUGACCCCAGACCACGAGAACAGCACCGCAACCUUGGAGAUAACAAGCCCCACAGCGGAAGAAUUUUUUUCUAGUACCACCGUCAUUCCUACCUUAGGGAAUCAGAAACCGAGGAUAACCAUUAUUCCAUCACCCAAUGUCAUGUCUCAAAAACAAAAAAGUGGAGAUGCUACUCUCGGCACAGAGCGAGACACGUCCCCUGUCACAAUUACUACGUUUUCCAGAGAGAAAGCCCCGGAAAGUGGAAGAGGGGCGUUUGCAGACAGGCCCACAUCCCCCAUCCAAAUCAUGACGGUGUCCACAGCCGCUGCCCCAGCUGAGAUCAUCCCUCCAGAACCCCAGGAAAUGCCCAUGGGAAGGACUGUCCUCAAAGUCACCCCAGAGAAGCAGACUGUUCCAGCUCCAGUCCGGAAGUACAACUCCAAUGCCAACAUCAUAACCACGGAAGACAAUAAAAUUCAUAUUCAUUUGGGUUCUCAGUUUAAGCGCUCCCCUGGGACGUCAGCUGAAGGAGCAAGUCCAGUGAUUACUGUCCGACCUGUCAGCGUGACAGCUGAAAAGGAGGUGGCCACUGGCACGGUCCUUCGCUCUCCCAGGAACCAUCUGUCCUCACGCCCGGGUGCCAGCAAAGUGACCAGCACCAUCACCAUCACACCAGUCACAACCUCGUCUGCCCGAGGAACCCAGUCAGUGUCUGGACCAGACGGGUCAUCCCAGCGACCUACCCCUACCCGCAUUCCUAUGUCAAAAGGUAUGAAAGCAGGAAAGCCAGUAGUGGCAGCCCCAGGAGCAGGAAAUCUGACCAAAUUCGAGCCUCGAGCUGAGACUCAGUCUAUGAAAAUAGAGCUGAAGAAGUCUGCGGCCGGCAGCGCCACCUCUCCUGGAGGGGGAAGGGCUGAGGGCAGUGGCUGAGGGGAAAGCAUCAUCAUCCACCAGUUACGCAUGAGCUCCAGAUGAAACGGUAAACCCAGCACACACUGAGUGUGGGUACUUCCUCUGAACCUCUGUCGGAUGGAUGGUAUUUCUACAGCCCUUCAGCAUCACUAAGGUUCUCCAUGCUACUGAUUGAUCACCACUGGAAAUAAUUUUAUACUUCCAGUGAAUUUUUUUUGAGAAUAUAAAUGUAAAAACUGAAAAUGCUGUUGCUGGUAAUAUAAAACUAGGUAGCGAGAGCAAUUCAAUCUUUACGUCAAAAGAAAUUUCCCUUCCUUUUGCGAAGCUUUCAGGUCCAUGGGCACAUGCUAUGUAAUUUAUUUUUAUAAUUCACUUUGUAAUGUGAUUUUUUUUUUUCCUCAAGCGUUUCCUUUUUCCUAGUCUCUGGCACAUACAUUUGUAGAAUACACUGUCGGUUCUUCAAAGUAUCAGUAUUGGUGCAUUCAAAAUGGUAACCUAGACUGAUUUUAUUACUUUGUUAUUUCUGAAAAAAGGAAAAGAAAAUACAACAUUCUCUGUAUUUCCUUGGGUAAAUUCAAGAGGUAAAAACAAAGCAGGAGAUUCUCGAAAAAGUGUGAUUAUUGCCUGUACAAAGCUGUGGUUCUGAUCAUGGUUCGACACUAACAAAUUCAAAUAAUGCUCUGAUUUAAGAGUUUAAUUUUAAAUACUUAAACCAGUUUUUAAAGUUGCUCUUUCUGGUGUUCUGUGCCGAAAAUCUGGGAUGAACUGUUUUUCAUAUGGAAUAAAUUAAUAGGAGGAGCUGUAUAUGUUUAACCAGUAAGCAUUGUAGGAACAGCUUCUAUUGACAGUUCAAUUAUAUUUCUGUUUGCGUUAUUUACUUUAUGUACAGGACCUAUAAUAAGGAUUGUGACAUCAGGAUAUUUUUUUCACAAUCUACCCAAAUGAAAGCCUGAAAAUAAAAACUGAUCUAGAUAAUAUCAGCAUCUUUUUUGAAAAAAUGAUAAGAGAGAUCUCAAGAUAGAUAGUUUUUUUUUUUUUCUUUGUAGCUAGAGUUUGGACAGGUUUUUAUAACCACAUGUAGGUUAGAGAAUACAUUUGGAUUCAAAGCACAACAUGCAUUACUCAAAUCUCAGUGUCAGAUCUGCUGUUAAAUUUAGGUUUGUGUUAAAAUGUACAUUUAAAAUCUACUUGAAAUCCUAAUAGUAUAGGUUGUCUUUUUUUAAUAGACUUUGUUAAUGUGGACCUUCUUUCAGUAAGAUUUUUUUUUUUUUUUUUUUGGCCACACCUGUAGCAUUCAGAAGUUCCCAGGUCAGGGGUCAAACCUGAGCCAUGGCAGUGACCCAAGCUACAGAAGUGACCAUUCUGGGUCCUCACCCUGCUGAGCCACCAGGGAACUCCUCGAUACAGUCUUUAAAAGAUAAUUUUAAAGAUAAAUGAAGAGUUGACACAUCAAUUUCUAGAUGCAGAAAUCGUGUAUCAUGUUAACUUUACUGAGAUAAAAGAAAGAAUGCUCCAAAUUUCACAAAGAUAACUAGAAAGCACACAGAUAAUUAAAACAACACUGUUGGCCCUCUUCUUUAGUCCACAGGUUGUACCCGGGCUCCUAAGGCCAUAGAGGAGAGGUCCACACUGAAUCUCUGGCACAGAAAAAUUAAUGUUGGAUUCCCUUCCCUAUGUAACUCGGGAAGGUUUUAAGGUAUACCUCGUGGAAUUAGCAAAUCAUAUUCAGUAGCUAUUAUAAAUUAAAUCACUUUAUGUAAAAGUUGCUUUUUGUAAGUAACAGAAAUACUACCGUAGGCUUAUCCUAGCAUGAAUGAUUAUGAACACAUCCCAGAACCUUCAGGGCUUCAUUACUGAUUAAGAAAACUAGAGUGUGUAUGUGUAAAGAUUUUAAAAUUUUUCAUUCUGGGUUUUGAUUUUGGAAAUGCUUCUUAAUGGUUAUGACAGUUUCAAUUAGAAAAGGGUUUUCUUUCGCAUGGUUGUACUUUUUGAUUCACAGUUAAUUUCCCUAUUUGCCAAUGCUUAUACUUCUAAUGGCAAAAAUAUUCAGGUACAUCACAAACUAGCAUUUGAAGAAAAUACAUUUCUUACCUUGUGGAAAUUUUAUUACACUAAUAACAAGGCUAGAAGAUACAACUUUACAUACUUCUUGACUUUAAUUUAAAAUAUUAUAAAUGAUUUAUGUAUAUUUGAAUCUAAAGUUUUUAUUUCUCCUGAAUUUAUAAUGCCAAACAGAGUGAGGUCGAUGGUGUAAUCAGAAUCAUUUAGACGGAGGCUGAGUUUUUUUCUGCCCAUGCCAUGAUCAAGUCCUCUGUUUAAACCCAAAUGGCAUCUGAGUGACAGAGGAGUAAAAUUAAGCUAAGUUAAUCAGAUGUUAGUUGUCUUGAAAUAAAAUGAGGAUGUUAAAAAUUAAUAGAAAAUUAGAAAUACCAAUAGAUCAUAAAUGGCCAUGUCCCAAUAUCAACAUCCAGUGGGAAAAAAUUGCCCCCACAUGCAAUCCUGGCACCAUCCUAGGCUCACAUAAUUUCUGUAUCUUUUAUUGCAAGUAAAUCUCCAAUCAUCAAUAUGAAUGAGAAUCAGUUUUUGAAUGGAAUAACUAUCUUUUCUGAAAUAUAGUCGUAAUCAGUGUUUGCUGGUGAAGGUACAAUAAUUGAACUAAUCCAUUAUUUUACCUUUUUUUUUUUUUUAAGAGAGUGUUCAUUGAGGUAUUUUAUGCAAAGAUUUUUUUCAAGUAUUUUAUAAAAUAUUAGAGUUUGAUGAAGAUCGUGGUAGAGUAAAAAUUCCAGAUAUUAGAUGCCUGGAAUGUUCACAAAAUGUGAAGAAAUAAUUCUAUCUUAAGACAACCGUUUGAGAAAAAUUCAUGGUAUGGAAUAUCUACCUUAAACAUCAAUAGAGACACCAAUCCUACUGAAAUAAUUCAUGGCUUCUAAAAAUCAGUGACAAGCAAGAGUAAAUGGCGUAUCACACAAUGCAAUUAAUAUGUUUCUGUCUUUUCUCUUUAAACUGUGGUUGAAUUUUCAUGGAAAUAAAUAAAAAACAUAGCAAAAGUAGGGUGUGUUCAUGAAUCUAAUGAGCAACAAUUCUAAAAAUAAUAAAAAUGCAAGAUGUGAAGUUUAAAAAAAAACACAUAUCUGGCACUUGAAGCCUAUUUUCGCUCACGCCCCAGUGCUAUGCCUCUGCUAAAAAUACUAGUCAGAAGGCAAAGAGGGAAAACAACAAAAAUUAUCAUAAAUCCCUAAAAAUUGGGAGUGUUUGUGGAAUUAAUUUUGCUCAGUGACUACUAAAAUUUUAUGUUCUUAAAUUUUUAGCAUUUAUUCCAUAAUUUUAUGAUGAAAACUGUGUUUGUUACUUGGGGAAAAUUCUGUAGAUUCAUGAAUUUGGACAGAAAUGUUUAUAGGUGCCAUGUCAUGAUUCAUUUAUUUUCUGGUGUUGUUUUCUUUGUAUUUGUUUAUGUUAUUCAGGAAAUUUGACUUCAUCAUUCACAGAUUUUGUUACUUUACCAGUUUCGAUUUGUAUUUAUUUGGACUUAGCUUUUAAAAUAUCAAAUGUUAGGAGUUCCCUUUGUGUUGCAGUGGAAAUGAAUCUGACCAGGAACCAAGAGGUUGAAGGUUUGAUUCCUGGCCUUGCUCAGUAGGUUAAGGAUCCAGCAUUGCCAUGAGCUGUGGUGUAGAUCACAGAUGCAGCUUGGAUGCUGCGUUGCUGUGGUGUAUGCCGGCAGCUGUAGCUCCAAUUGGACCCCUAGCCUGGGAACCUCCAUAUGCCACAAAUGCAGCCCGAAAAAGCAAAAAAAAAAAAAAAGUUAGCUUCCUAUAAGAGGCUUCCAAUGUGAUCAGAUACUCUUAGAAGUCUUGCAGGUCUACUGUAUUUUCAAAAGCAAGAGAUCACACUGAAAAAUUUGGGAGCUUCAUUUUACUUUCACAGCAUUCUCAAUUUUGGCUUCUUUAAGUUGUAUUAAAUCCAUGAGAAGUUUAUUAUUUUUCACCACAGCUGAGUGAAUUUAUGGAUAUGUACUUGUCUUUUAUAUGAAUGUAACAUCCUACUUUUAGUUCUUCACAGGGUAUUGAAAUUAUUUAAUCAAUCAGGACAUUCUCAGAUUCCCAUCAUGACUCAGUGGUUAACGAAUCCAACUAGGAACCAUAAGGUUGCAGGUUCGAUCCCAGGUGUUGCUCAGUGGGUUAAGGAUCCGGUGUUGAUGUGAGCUGUGGUGUAGGUCGCGAUGCUGCUUGGAUCUGGCAUUGGUGUGGCUGUGGCGUGGGCCGGUGGCUACAGCUCCCAUUAGACCUCUAGCCUGGGAACCUCCAUAUGCCUCAGGUGUGGCCUAGAAAAGACAAAAAAAAAAAAAAUUAAGAUUUUCUCUGUGUUAUUUCCAAAGUCAGUGUUGUUGAUCAAAAUCCCACCAGGUGAGAAAAAUAACAAUUGUGACAUGAAAGCAUUGUGCAAUAUUCUUUUUUCAGUUGGAACAUAAUAUUCAUCAAAUUAAAAUCAUUUAAAAUGAGUAUUUGAUCUUCUUUUAAAUUGUUUGCUUUAAAAUAGCCAUGUCUGGGAGUUCCUGCCAUGGCUCAGCAGAAACGAAUCCAACUAGUAUCCAUGAAGAUAUGGGUUCAAUCUCUGGCCUCGCUCAGUGGGUUAAGGAUCCGGUGUUGCCUUAAGCUCUUGGUGCAUGUGGACCGCGCUCGGAUCCUACGUUGCUAUGGUUGUGGCGUAGGCUGGCAGCUGUAGCUCCAGUUGGACCCCUAACCUGGGAACCUCCAUAUGCCUCAGAUAUGGCCCUAAAAAGCAAAAAAUAAAAAUAAGAUAGUUAUGUCUGGGAAUUCCUGCUGUGGCACGAUGGGUUAAGGAUCCAGCAUUGUGCCAGGUGCGGCAAAAAGAGUCACUUCAUUUCAUAUUUUCUUUAAACGUGGUGUUUUUCACUGUGACUAAGUAGAGGUGGUUCAGCAGAUCUACCAAAAUAAGAGGCACAAUUCCUCAGAGUUACAUCAUAGUUUGAGUCCUUAGUGAGAUGGAAACUGCAAGACACCAAGAGAUGGAACUUGCUACAGAAUUUCUUUUGCCCCUCCGCUCUUUAAAUACAUUGUCCAUCAACAUUCAGAUAUUUCCCACUGCAUUCUGGUGUCAUUCUAAUGGUAGGUUACUCAGUAAAGGAAAUACUGCUGAGGUUUUGCCAGCAGUCCGCCGCGGAGCUGCAGGUAAUGGUUGUUAGGUAAUGGUUUCAGCAAAGUGGGGGUGGGUUGAUGGUGGAGUUGUGCUCUGGCUGCUUUUGUCUAUCAGCCCUCUGCCAGGAAUGGUGGUCCAUAGGCAUAGCCAGUCAUAAAUUAUCUUUGCAUUAUUUGGGACAAAUGAAUGAGUUUUUCCUAUUUAUUAUUUAAAGAUACAAAUAUCAAAAAAGCAGGCAAGGCAGAGGUCUAAAAAAAGAUGCCUUCCACUGGAGAGCUGCAGACAUUAGAGAUCUUGCCCACAGGGUGGCGCUGUGGCCUCUCUUCUUGGAGGAGCAUAUAGGUAAGUGCUCCAUUCGUGGCUCAUAGGUAACCAGCCGGCUAGGAUCCCUGAGGAUGCUGUGAGCUGUGGUGUAGGUUGCAGAAGUGACUCGGAUCUGGCAUGGUCUUGGCUGUGGCUGUGGAUUUGACCCUAGCCUGGGAACUUCAGUACGCCACAGGUGCAGCCUUUAAAAAAAAAAAAAAAAAAAAAAAAAAGGGCACCAGCCCGUCCAAAAUGCUGUUUAUUCCGUCAUUUCAUGACUUCCCAGGAGAAGGGGGGUGGGGUUCUCAGGAUUUCCACAAUAUUUGGCUCAAAUGGAUUUACUCCUGUUGAGCCCUGGCCUGGAGUCACUUUUGAUGAGAACUGGUUUUUCUCAUGGGUAGAGAAACUGGAGUAACUUUCUUGGGCCCCAAGUUUGUAGGUAAUAGGGCACACUGCCCCCUAUUCCUUUCUUUUUUGAAUGUCACUAAAAUCUACUUUUGAAAUUUGUAUUCACUGAAUCCCAAGGAACCCAUGAAAGAUGUUAAGUCCUGAGACCUCUCUUUAACGGGGGCAACCCUUAGUGACUGUGUGGUUCUGGGCAGAACAACCCAAUCCGCAGAUAGUGGUUGGAACCCAGUUCCCUGGAAGACAUAGAUGAUUUUUUCAGUCCUCCUUUAGUUUUCUCCAGCGUUAUUUCUGGCAUUUCUUUCAGAGACAGGUAUAUUUGAGGAGAAAAUCUCUUCUUCUUUCUCUUCAGAAGCCAUUUAUCCUGUUCUGCCUCCUGUUGACCAGCAUUGGUGUACAAAGCUCUCUCCCUAGUUUGGUGGUUAGCGUCUCCAAGGCAGGACUUGUGUGUUGCUCACAGUGAAACACUAGCUGCAUAAAUGUUUGUAAAGGAUAAUGUAAUUCCUUCUUCCAGCUGCCAUGUCUCUUCCUUGCAUCUUCACAGAACCAUUCCAUGGUUCUCAGUUUUGGUCUCUCUGGCUCCCACUGCAUAUCUCUUUUCCUCCCUGAGAGCAAGUAAUAUGCACAGUCAAAAUGGCAGGGUGUCUUGUAGGCACUUAGUAAUUUACUCCUAAUCCCAAAGGGAGAGACCCCAGCAGUAAGACCCCAGGUUUUCUUCACAAAAUUGGGUAGUCUGCUGUUUCUUCCCUUGCCUCUAUGCUCAUUUUAAGGUUUCAUAUAUGAAGUAUCUGGGUUAAACAAGACAAGACUCUCCAUAAUCAUGGAUUCUAAAGGAAGAUAUGCUCUCUGCAAGGAUCAAGGGCCCUCAUCAGAUCACUAGAUGGUCUAUACAACAAUAGCAAGAGAGCUAAGCACCAGUUCCCAGGCAGAGCAUCAGUGCAAGUAGGAAGUGGGACAAUGGACUAAACAAGCAAACAAACUGAGUAUCUCCCAAAAGUGGAAGUUACCAGAGAUCUCUGUUUCCAAGGCAACAGCAACCUGCUAAGAUCUUGCUUGAGAAUAAGAACAUGAUUAGCCAGGGUAUACAGUUUUGCAAAUCAUUAAUGAUAAGUGUAGCAUGAGGUUCAACUUUCUCUGUAUCCCUUUAUUUCUGAUUCUAUUCUUUCCUGGGUGGAAAACCAAAAUAUCACUCAGAUCUUAGGAUCUGUUUCCUCACAGUUUAAUUUUUGACGUCAUAAAGAGGACAAGGCGUGGUACCUGCUCAGACCCCCUGGGCACACACGUCUUCUAUGGCACUGACCUCAUUAUAUUUCAAUUGUUUGAUGGCAGGUUGUAUUUCUCACUAAAAUGGUAGUUCAUUGAGAGUAGGUCAGAUUAGUUCAACAAGGUUUACUGAAUAUCUUUUAUGUCCUAGGCACUUUGCCAGAUCUUGGAAAUGUAGAAAUGAAUAAAAAUGUCUCUGACUUUGAGAAGCUUGUAUCUAGUAGAAAAGAUGAACAGAUAUUUUUCAGUACCAUGGUAAGUGUAAGGAUAAAAGUAUGUAUAAGUUGCCUUGUGCUCAGAAAGCCGUUCUUAGCUCAUCUGAGGGGACAAAGAUGCCUCAAAUUGACUACUGACUCGACUCUUGAUGUAUGAUAGGAAUUAGCUAGCAAGGCAGUUUCGGUGGAGGAGGGGUCUGAAUCCAGGCAGCACUGGGUCACCAAGUGAUUGGGCUUAGGAACCAAAGACAAUGGGUACAGUAUUCCUCCCAGAAGAUGCAAUGACAAUGAAAAUGAUGGUGUGGGACAGUGAAUUGAACCCUUACCUUGUCGCUUAUAGUGUGCUUGUCAGGGAAGUCCUAGGUCUUGGUGUUUGUUGUCAGGAAUAUUUAGUUCCAGUGACUAAAAUGGAACUAAUCCUGCUCAAUAAAAAUAGACUUUCACAUUUGUAAAAUUUCCAAUAGGAAUAACAACGUUAUUAAGUAAAAGUUUAAGCCAAGAACUUCCUAAACCAGCAUUUUCCUUGUAUUUCCUCUAAACGGGGAAAAGGACCAUUAAGAGUAGAAAUUUGAUUCUUCAUAUGUAUCAUAAAAGGAGUUUCAUCAGAAGGUACAUAAGAAGGACCUACUGCAUAGCACAGGGAACUCAAUGUUCUGUAAUAACCUAUACAUGAAAAGAAUCUGAAAAAGAAUGGGUAUGUGUAUGUACAUGCAUAGCUGAAUCACUUUGCUGUAUACCUGAAACUAACCCCACAACACUGUAAAUCAACUAUACUCCAAUAGAAAAGAAAAAUUAAAUUAUAAAAGAAACAAUUUGAUCGUUUAAACAGAUGGAACUGAUAAAAUCAUCCUGUCGUGUUCAACUUACUGACUUGCUUGCAUCACUUUGUACCUGGUGUAACUCAGACAAUGACAACAACAACAACCAAAAAAAAAAAAAAAAAAA
This is a messenger RNA of Sus scrofa (pig), 12431 nucleotides long. It is a transcript of the gene FILIP1, whose product is annotated as filamin A interacting protein 1. NCBI's taxonomy places the organism in Eukaryota, Metazoa, Chordata, Mammalia, Artiodactyla, Suidae. The record is from RefSeq and is a predicted model, not a curated record. Gene Ontology annotation, cellular component: actin cytoskeleton.